CGGGCAUGGAAGUUGAGAGCCAAAGAGGGGAGGGGAAAGCGUUGUGGGCAAAGGGCUGGAAAGAGCUACCAGCCGGAACAGGGCCGGAACUUGUAGGUUUUGUAGGAUACUGCAUCUUAUUCUAAGAACAGUGGCAAGCCCUGAGGGGUUAAAAACUCGUUAAUUUAAAAUUUCAAGAUUUGUAUUUCAAAAAAAACUCGGUUGUAGUGAAUGAAGUGGGAGGAGCCAGAGCGAAGACGAGUUGUGUGUGGGUGGGGCAGGCAAGGUGGCAGCAGGGGUGGAGAGGGAGUCAGGACAUGUUUCGGAGAUGGUGUGGGGCGUGGAGGGCUGUGAGGCCAUGGUGGGAGGGAGAAGUGUUGGGGAUGAUUGCUGUGUGUCUGGCAUGAGGAAUUCGGAGGCUAGAGAUGCCGUUUGUCAAAAUGGAGAAUGGAGGAGGGGCAGGCAAGGUUUGAGAUGCUUGAGGGAUGUGCAGGCCUUGCAUUCCUGAGGCCGAGCUCAGAGAGGGGCUGAGCUAGGCAUUUGAGAGUCAUGGAUGUCAGGAUGGCAUUCCACGCUCUCUACCUGGGUUUCAUCAAGGCACUCGGACACUGGAGUGAGAUCCUGCCCACCAUGGCCAGGCGCCCACGGAGCAGCAGAGCGUGGCAUUUUGUCCUGAGCGCAGCUCGCCGAGAUGCGGAUGCCCGGGCCGUGGCUCUGGCAGGCUCCACCAACUGGGGCUAUGACUCUGAUGGGCAGCACAGCGACUCAGAUUCCGACCCCGAGUAUGCAUCUCUGCCGUCAUCCAUCCCCAGCGCCGUGCCUGUGACCGGGGAGUCCUUCUGUGACUGUGACAGUCAGAGUGAGGCCUUCUGCGGCAGCCUGCACGCCGCCCACCGGGGCAGGGACUGCCGCUGCGGGGAAGAGGACGAGUAUUUUGACUGGGUUUGGGAUGACCUGAAUAAGUCCUCGGCCACCCUACUGAGCUGUGACAACCGGAAGGUCAACUUCCACAUGGAAUACAGCUGUGGCACAGCGGCAAUCCGGGGUACCAAGGAGCUGGGGGAGGGCCAGCACUUCUGGGAGAUCAAGAUGACCUCACCCGUCUAUGGCACUGACAUGAUGGUGGGCAUUGGGACAUCGGACGUGGACCUGGACAAGUACCACCACACGUUCUGCAGCCUGCUUGGCCGGGACGAGGACAGCUGGGGCCUCUCCUACACGGGCCUCCUCCACCACAAGGGCGACAAGACGAGCUUCUCCUCCCGGUUCGGCCAGGGCUCCAUCAUUGGCGUGCACCUGGACACCUGGCAUGGGACGCUGACCUUUUUUAAGAACAGGAAGUGCAUAGGAGUGGCAGCCACCAAGCUGCAGAACAAGAGGUUCUACCCGAUGGUAUGCUCCACGGCGGCCAAGAGCAGCAUGAAGGUGAUCCGCUCCUGUGCCAGCAUCACCUCCCUGCAGUACCUGUGCUGCUACCGCCUGCGCCAGCUGCGGCCCGACUCUGGGGACACGCUUGAGGGCCUGCCCCUGCCGCCUGGCCUCAAGCAGGUGCUGCACCACAAGCUAGGCUGGGUCCUGAGCAUGAGCUGCGGCCACCGCAAGCCUCCCGUGCCCUCGCCCACGGCCAGUCCCAGCAGCCCCGAGACCCGGCGCUGCCAAAGGAAGCGCUGCCGAAGGACCUAGCUUGUUUCCCAGUGAAAACUGCCUUCUACAGUUGGGAUGGCGUUUUCUCCAUUUCUCCCUUUGGACCACCCUCCAGGGCAACAGGAGAGGGAGGACUGAACCAAGGUUUGUCUUGGCUGCCCCCCUGCCACCCGAGGCUGGGAGAGGCCUUGCUAC
Kogia breviceps (pygmy sperm whale) is the source of this 1818-nucleotide messenger RNA. The record is from RefSeq and is a predicted model, not a curated record. NCBI's taxonomy places the organism in Eukaryota, Metazoa, Chordata, Mammalia, Artiodactyla, Physeteridae.